AUGGACGAAGAGCAUUGGAAAUGGGUGUUUACCAGAGAGAUAGAGGAACGGGAAGUCCCCCAUGCAUGGAGCUUUCAGAUACAAGAGAUUCACCAGAAACCAGAAGGAUGGCUUCAAUAUACACUUUGUGCUUUUGGAAGGUUUUGCUGCUCCACCUGUGGUCGUUUCUGGGCUUCCUCAAAAGUCCAUGUUGUAUUCUACAUUAAGAUGGUCAGAAAAACAGGCCAAGUGAUGAUGUAUGUCUUCAAACAAAAAUGUAAAAUAUGCAACACUAACAGCUACGAGUAUCCUACAUUCACCGAAGAGAACAUUGAGAUCGUUAUUAACAGGCUGGUAACUAGGAUACUUGUAAAAUACUUUGGUAAACUUGCAACCGAUGAGCCAGAGAGGAAAUUUAUUGUGAGUGGAAACCAGACUGGCCCUCACGAUAGAGGAAAUUGUGAGGCUUGUGCUUCUGGAGUCUGUGAUAAAGGAAAUACAGAUCCUUAUAGAGGACCAUAUUAUUCCGUUUACUCCAUAUAUGACACAGAUGAAACAGAGUCAAUACCAGACCAAACCUGUUGUUGUGUUAUAUUGUAA
Xenopus tropicalis (tropical clawed frog) is the source of this 579-nucleotide messenger RNA. It is a transcript of the gene rtp3e, whose product is annotated as receptor (chemosensory) transporter protein 3 gene E gene 1. NCBI's taxonomy places the organism in Eukaryota, Metazoa, Chordata, Amphibia, Anura, Pipidae. The record is from RefSeq and is a predicted model, not a curated record. The coding region runs from base 1 to 579 and encodes 192 amino acids. The transcript has 2 exons.